Molecule: messenger RNA, 306 nt
Organism: Sceloporus undulatus (fence lizard)
Lineage: Eukaryota; Metazoa; Chordata; Lepidosauria; Squamata; Phrynosomatidae
Product: kinesin heavy chain-like
Exons: 4
Biological process (GO): microtubule-based movement
Molecular function (GO): ATP binding; microtubule motor activity; microtubule binding
Source: RefSeq, a predicted model, not a curated record
GGGGAAACUACAUGAUCCAGAUGGAAUGGGGAUCAUUCCAAGGAUAGUGCAAGAUAUUUUCAAUUAUAUUUAUUCUAUGGAUGAAAAUUUGGAGUUUCAUAUUAAGGUAUCAUAUUUUGAAAUUUAUUUGGAUAAAAUAAGGGACCUUUUAGAUGUCUCGAAGACCAAUCUUUCUGUUCAUGAGGACAAAAACAGAGUACCUUAUGUGAAGGGCUGUACUGAACGUUUUGUAUGUAGUCCAGAUGAAGUUAUGGAUACUAUAGAUGAAGGAAAAUCUAACAGGCAUGUAGCAGUUACAAGUAAGUG